This is a messenger RNA of Diaporthe amygdali, 1104 nucleotides long. RefSeq lists its product as uncharacterized. The record is from RefSeq and is a predicted model, not a curated record. Bases 1 to 1104 code for a protein of 367 amino acids. The transcript has 4 exons. NCBI's taxonomy places the organism in Eukaryota, Fungi, Ascomycota, Sordariomycetes, Diaporthales, Diaporthaceae.
AUGAGAGUUCAUCUGCAGUAUCUGCUGCUACUAAUAGGAUAUGUGUCACUGGCCUCGGCGAGCGGCUUCCAACAUGAGAUUCGACGGGCUGGCAAUGGCAUAGAAGCAAGAAAUGCUAAGGGCAAGGGCGCAGGAGCGGGAGGACUGUUGGGGCUCUUGGGAGCGUUGGAGGCAGCCCAAGGCGGCAAGGGGAAGGGGAAGGCAAAAGGGAACGGACAGGCUGCGACCGUCACCAAGACAGUAAAGGAGACCGUGACAGCAGCGGCUGCCGCCUCGAAAUCGAACCAGCCUGCCGCCGCCGCGGGAGCAUCGAACAACACCGCUUCAGGAGCCGCACCGGCAGCAGCCGCACCGGAGGCUGGAUCAGCAUCGAACAGUUCCGCUGGCAAUGCUGCGGCCGCUCCGGCUGCCAACCCGAAUGCUCCCGCCUUCGAGUUCCUCACAAGUACCGUCUUCGCUCAAGGCCCAGCCCCGACGCAAAUCAUCAGCUUGCUCCCCGAGACCGUCACGCAGACUGUGUUCCUGACCAUGCCUUGCGCCGCCAACCCGGCUGCGCAGAACCCGGCCGCCGCCGCAGGAGGAUCCAGUAAUGGCACGGGGCAGGCCAACUCGAAUGGCAACGGUGUAGGAGUGAUCAGUGUGGCUGUCCCAUCGAGCUUGCACACGACGACUCCCUCGCUCAACGCUCCACCGCCAGCGGCUGCGACACCACCAGCAAACAGCCCUCCGCCGGCCGCCGCCCCCGCGAACACUCCUGCGGCAUCACCUCCUCCUGCAGCGGCCCCGCCGGCAAGUGCUCCUCCCGCAGCAGCGCCACCAGCAAGCGCUGCCACUCCACCGCCGCCUCCUGCAGCUGCUUCUCCGCCUCCCGCCUCUUCGCUAGAGUCAUCAAUCAACCUAGGCGGCGCCGCCGGACAGAGCACAGCCGCAGCCCAAUCCACACCUCCUGUCGCCGUCAACGCUCCACCUGCAGCUGCCGCCCCCCAGGCGACACCGGGUACCAACAAUGCCGCCGAGCCGGAUAUCGACACGAGCGGGUUGACCCUGAAGUCGGCAGUAAGCCUGGGCAACCUCGUACAGCAGACCAACGCGCCCGCGGCGUAG